GUCGAAGUGUGAUUGUUCCCCAGACAUGUCAAUCACAGUAGUACUUCCGGGUGUUGAAUCGUUGCAAAACUGACAACACGACCGGGAUAGUGGUGUAGAAGAGGACAUUCACUGAGAAAACACUGGAUAACACAGCUUUGGGAAAAUGAUCCUUUCAGAAGUCCUGCAGGUGCUGCGAGGGGCAGGUAAAGUGGGGUCUGCCAUGGUUAACACUCAGGGAGAACAGCUCCGGUUAAUGGCCUGCAACUCCUCCAUGGGAGCAGGGGUCAAAGCUGCUCAGGACGUAGUGGAAGGACUGGUUGGCACCUUUAUGGGCGGCAAUACGCAAGAAUCAAUAAAGGAGGACGUGUUUCCGGAUGCAGAGGGUUGGGAGAAUGUGGACCCAGAUGAAGCAGCCAAAUGGGCCAUGGGGUCUGAGUUCCCCCCUGAAGCAGGAGCUGCAGCAGAAAUGUCAACAGGAGGAGGUCCCCCACCCCCAGGGACAGGUCCUACAGGGGCAGGGUGGCCAGGACAGAGUGCACGCUUUCUCCACACAUCCCACCACAUUCACCGGUACUACUGCCAAACCAGGUCUGUGCAUGACACGGUGGUGGCCAGACUCACACCAGAAGACAUCAAGAAAGCCAGGGAGGCAAAGCAGUCCAUGGUUAAACCUGUCAGGCAGAAGCUGAGUGACCGGGCCAGAGAGAGGAAAGUACCCGCUACAAGAAUAAGCAGGCUGGUUAAUUUUGGUGGCUUGGCUGUAGGACUCGGGAUUGGUGCCAUCGCAGAAGUGGCAAAACAGUCACUGGGAGGCAAACAGAAAGGAGACAUGAAUUCGCUGUUAGACUCUCCUCUCCUGUCAGAGGCCAACGCUGAAAGGAUCGUCAACACACUGUGCAAAGUCCGUGGGGCUGCGCUCAAAAUAGGACAGAUGCUCAGCAUUCAAGACAACACUUUUAUCAACCCUCAGCUGCAGAGGAUCUUUGAGCGGGUCCGGCAAAGUGCAGACUUCAUGCCUGUCUGGCAGAUGAAUAAAGUUCUGGAGGAGGACCUGGGACCAGGCUGGCGAGAGAAGCUUUCAUCCUUCGAAGACAAACCCUUUGCUGCAGCUUCCAUCGGCCAGGUGCAUCAUGGGGUAUUAAAAGAUGGGAGAGAAAUCGCCAUGAAGAUCCAGUACCCCGGAGUGGCAGAGAGCAUUCACAGUGACAUAAAUAACCUGAUGUCGGUUCUGAAAAUGAGCGUGGUCCUGCCCGGAGGUCUGUUUGCAGACAGCAGCCUCGAGGUUCUUCAGAGGGAGCUUGCAUGGGAGUGUGACUACAAGAGGGAGGCAGAGUGUGCCAAGAAGUUCAAGUCUCUGCUGGAGGGAAAUGAGUAUUUCAAGGUCCCUGAGGUGAUCGAUGAGCUUUCAGGUCGCAGGGUGCUGGCCAUGGAGCUGGUACAGGGAGUCCCUCUGGACCGCUGUGUAGACCUGGACCAGGAGACCAGGAACGAGAUCUGUUACAACAUCCUCCAGCUAUGUCUCAGAGAGCUGUUUGAGUUCAGGUUCAUGCAGACGGAUCCAAACUGGGCCAACUUCUUCUACAACUCAGACACCAACCAGGUUGUCCUGUUGGACUUUGGCGCGUGCAGAAGCUACCCAGAAUCCUUCACAGAUGACUACGUACAGGUGGUACAUGCAGCCUCCGUGGGCGAUCGAGCUACUGUUCUCUCCAAAUCCAAGGACCUGAAAUUUCUGACGGGCUUCGAGGCCAAGGCCUUCGCAGAUGCCCAUGUGGAGGCAGUGAUGAUCCUCGGUGAAGCCUUUGCGUCCGCUGAGCCCUUCGACUUCGGCAUUCAGAGCACCACCCAGCGCAUCCAGAGCCUCAUUCCCGUCAUGCUACGCCACCGCCUCACCCCUCCACCUGAGGAGACAUACUCCCUCCAUCGCAAGAUGGCUGGCUCCUUCCUCAUCUGCUCCAAACUGAAUGCUCACAUACAGUGCAAAGACAUGUUCAUGGAUGUGUACAACAACUACAACCAGAGGAAGCAGGCGGAGCAGGCAAUACAGGCUGAAGCUUAGACACUGAGGGACGAGAUCACUGACUUUUUUCAGAGUAGACGGGGAGGAAGGGGAGAAAAAUAAUGGAGUCUUUGAUCUGAAAGAGGACGAAACGGAUAAGACUCACUAAAGACUUUCCGCCAUGACCAUGAGUACCUGACUAUGGCAAAAUACUUCAAUCUGAGCGAUGCUUGACUCUCUUUGACUGUCUCUACCCACAAACAUAAAUCCUUCAACCAUGACCCGGUUCAUGGUUACUUUGUAUAUGAUGGUAAAAAUUGUGCCAUAAAAGAUAUAUGAUGAAGCCUAAAUGUUAAUAAUGGUGAUUUAAUCUGUAUAAUAAUAGAAGAGAUGAUUAUUUAAUCCAUUUUGAGUGUUGGAGUGUGUCUGAUCAUGUUGGUACAUCUCUCUGUCACACCAAAAGAAAAAAGAACUAAUCUGCAUUCAGCCUGUUCACUCUUUGUGCAGUCACUCCAAAGACAUCAUGUACUGUAUAAUCUGACUUUGGUAGCACUUUAUAUUAAGGUACACAUAUUAAAAAUGUACUUUUUGCUUGUUAGCGUGCAUAUCAGCGGCAUACUGACUCUUAAUUUGUCAUUUUAAAGCACUCAUAAAUUCCUUUAUCCUGCAUGACUGUAUUCUAUAAUUACUAAACAACUGAAUUAUAAUCUUAACAUGCUUUGCUCAUACUGUCCUGUGCAUACUGAAGUGAAGUGUGUUCAUAUAACAUACAAAAGCCCUCACACUUUGAAAAAGCAGUGAUUUGGGGGUUUAAAGGAAAUUCUUAAUAGUCUUGUAGUUAUAGAAUACAAUUUACUACAAUAAAGAAGCAGAAUAAGGAAUGAACAAGUGCUUUUUAGGACUCAAAAAGCCAAAGUGCUUUUGAUGUGAAUGCAAAAAAGCAGCUGGUUAAUAGUCAAUAUGUGUACUGUGUAGUAUAAGGUGUUACCUUGACUGCCACUCACUCUGACAGCAAGGCCAUCCAUAUUUCCAAUAGGAUGUAUAUUUUCCUGCCUUAAGGACAUAAGUCCUGUGUUACUCCUCAUGCUGCCAGGUGCUCCAUCCUGUUAUAAUGACUUUGUGUGCUGUUGGUUGAGUUGCAGAAAAUGAAUCUUUCUUCAAAGUGGUAUGAUGAGACGAGCAGAUUAUUAAAGGAAUUGGUGAAGACAUCAUGGUUUCUCAAAUAACUUAAAUCUGGCAAAAAGAGCUUCUGAUUAUGAAAUACUGUCAACCUUUGUUUAUUUAAGAACACUUCUUCAUGACAGGAAUGUAUGCUGUGCAUUGUUGUUGUUUUUUCAUUAAACAAAUUAUGAGAGA
This is a messenger RNA of Notolabrus celidotus (New Zealand spotty), 3337 nucleotides long. RefSeq names its product coenzyme Q8B (gene coq8b). Gene Ontology annotation, molecular function: kinase activity. The transcript has 16 exons. Gene Ontology annotation, cellular component: extrinsic component of mitochondrial inner membrane. Gene Ontology annotation, biological process: ubiquinone biosynthetic process. The record is from RefSeq and is a predicted model, not a curated record. NCBI's taxonomy places the organism in Eukaryota, Metazoa, Chordata, Actinopteri, Labriformes, Labridae. Bases 146 to 2041 code for a protein of 631 amino acids.